AGUAUUUUCACAGAACAUGAAGAACUAUUGCAUAUGAAAGAGCUUCAUCAAGUUUUUCUCGUUCAAACAUUCAAAUCCUUCUGUUUCUAGAUCGAUUUCGAUCUCAAAUUUCACAAGUAACUUAUGAAACAUAACUAAGCUCAAAAUAUAGCUGAAAUCAAAUAGAAAUCACUCAUUCAACUCCUAAUUUCACAAAUUUCACAAGUAAUUUAUGAAUAUAGAGAAGAAUAAGCAUGCAAAUGGGAGAAGUUCAAGCAAAAGCUGAAUUCGAGAGAGAAGUACCAACAAAACUUGGAGCAAGCAGUAGGAGAUCUGCAACUGCAAAUCCCCUUCGAUCUCUUCAAUCGAUUCCUCAUCUUCUAUCAUGGGUUCACGAUGGCGAACCCAGGCUCGUGGGUUCACGAUGGGGAACCCAGGCUCGCGAGCUGGGUUCACGACUCACGAUGGCGAAACCCAGGCUCGUGGGUUCACGAUGGCGAACCCAGGCUCGUGGGUUCACGAUGGUGAACCCAGGCUCGCGAGUUGGGUUCACGACUCACGAUGGCGAAACCCAGGCUCGUGGGUUCACGAUGGUGAACCCAGGCUCGUGGGUUCACGAUGGUGAAACCCAGGCUCGUGGGUUCGUCGUGAACCCAGCUUGUGGGUUCCUCGUGAACCCGCGAGGUGGGUUCCUCUCGAACCCGCGAGUUGGGUUCGUCAAGAACCUCUUGAGCUGGGUUCGCCGUGAACCUCUCAAGCUAGAUGGAAAGGUUAGUGGGGGCGUAAACAAGGAAGGAAUUAAGUACUACAACAACCUCAUCCGCAGCCUUCAAGCUGAUGGUAUAAAGCCUGUUGUGACCCUCUUCCACUGGGAUCUUCCACAAGCUUUAGGGGAUGAGUAUGGUGGUUUCUUAGGUCCCAGCAUUGUGAGAAACUGUUGCUGGGAAAGAGAGGAAGGCAAGGGGUUGGAGAGGGCUGUUGACGGUGGUGGUUGAGAGCAGAUGCAGAAUUGUAGAUCUAUUUUGUAGCUGUUGCUUUGUUCAGUGAAGAAGAAGCUGCUGCUGGGAAGGAGAGGAAGGCAACGAAGAUGAGCUGCCAACAUGAUGGUGAUGAGAGCAAGGAGAUCGAUUUGUUUCUUCUUUCAAACACAGUGCUGGUGACUAAUAAGGGCAGGGAAAGUAG
Rubroshorea leprosula is the source of this 1161-nucleotide messenger RNA. The record is from the annotation of a GenBank genome assembly. Lineage: Eukaryota; Viridiplantae; Streptophyta; Magnoliopsida; Malvales; Dipterocarpaceae.